This is a messenger RNA of Beta vulgaris subsp. vulgaris (sugar beet), 2196 nucleotides long. RefSeq names its product anthocyanidin 3-O-glucosyltransferase 2. Gene Ontology annotation, molecular function: UDP-glycosyltransferase activity. The record is from RefSeq and is a predicted model, not a curated record. Bases 314 to 1789 code for a protein of 491 amino acids. NCBI's taxonomy places the organism in Eukaryota, Viridiplantae, Streptophyta, Magnoliopsida, Caryophyllales, Amaranthaceae. The transcript has a single exon.
CACACAAACUAACCCGAGUCAGUUACGUAAUCAAGAUCCUUUAAAAAUAGAAUGAAAAGGGAAAUUUUCAUUCCCCACUUCAAAGUGUCUUCUAUUAGUUCAGAUUCCACAAACAAUACAUGCUUACUAGUAAUAUAAUCAAUAGAAUUGUUGUGCAUAUCAUAUAGAAUUAUAGAAGUAUAUAAACUCACACUGUCCUCCAAUAUCAUAGAGAACUAUAGAAGUGGUUGUGCAAUAACGCAUCUUAAUUCUCAAAUCCCAUCCUACAACCAAACAAAACUUCAUUGCUAAUACUAUAAAUAGUAGUAUCAAUAUGAAGAGCAAUCCAGCAGAAGUGGUGUUGAUUCCAACCCCAGGAAUGGGCCACCUUCUCUCAGCCGUAGAACUAGCCAAACUCAUUAUCCGACACGAACAACGCAUUUCUUUCCUCAUCCUUAUCCUCAACGUCCCCCUCAAUUUCUCCAUUGUUAACAACUAUAUCAACUCAGUGUCACGUAAUAACCCCUACCCAACCCGCCUCACCUUCGUCGUUCUUCCUCCUCUUUCACACCUACCCGACCCCACCAGCCCCAACUUCUUGACGAGCUUCAUCGACCUCCAUAAGCCACUAGUCAAGCAAAUCAUUAAGAAUAGAGCCGAGGCAGAGGCUAGGCCAGUCGGGUUCAUAUUCGACAUGCUAUGCACCCCCAUGAUGGACAUUGCCACUGAGUUCAACAUCCCCUGGUAUAUCUUCUUCCCCUCGGGUGCCAGCUUCUUGAACCUCAUGUUGCAGUUCCAAUCACUUGCUGAUUUUCAUGGAAUUGAUAUUGCUACUGAGUUUAGCAACCCGGAUAUCACGUUUGACAUACCCGGUUUCACAAACCAAGUGACUGGUAAGAUUGUGCCUCGAAUAUUUCUCGAGAAAGAAGGCGGGUCUUCAAUGAUGAUCGACCGUGCUAGGCAUUUCAGAAGAUCAAAUGGUAUUUUAGUUAAUUCGUAUGUCGAGCUUCAACAGUUUGGGAUACAAGCUUUGUUUGAUCAAGUCACUAAGCAUAGUAUCCCUGCUGUUUUUCCAGUAGGCCCUAUUAUUGAGCUGGACGAUGAGAGUCGAAGUGGUUCCCAAUCUCAAAAGAACAAUGAGGAGUCUAUUAUAGGAUGGUUGGACGAACAACCUUUAUCCUCUGUUGUUUUCCUCUGCUUUGGAAGCAUGGGAAGUUUUGAUAGGGAUCAGGUGAACGAGAUAGCCAAAGGUUUAGAGAAUUCCGGUCACAGGUUUUUAUGGUCCCUACGUAAACCACCACCCGGCGACGGAAAAUAUGGGCUGCCGAGCGAGGAUGAGACCUUUGUAGAUGCCUUACCUGAAGGUUUUCUUGAUCGUACAAGUAGUAGAGGGAGUAUCAUCGGAUGGGCACCGCAAGUAUCAAUUUUAGCCCACUCGGCUAUAGGUGGGUUCGUGUCUCAUUGUGGAUGGAACUCGAUACUAGAAAGUUUGUGGUUUGGAGUUCCUAUAGCUACGUGGCCAUGUUAUGCCGAACAACAGCUAAAUGCGUUUGAGCUUGUGAAGGAGUUGGAACUUGCGGUGGGGAUAAGGAUAGAUUAUAAAUAUGAAUGGAAGAUCAAAAAGGGUAACUUCUUAGUGACGGCUAAAGAGAUUGAAAUUGGCGUAAAGAAAUUGAUGAAUUUGGAUGAAACGACAAAGACCAGAGUUAAGCAGAUGAGAGAUGAGGGUAGAAAAGCUUUACAUAAUGGUGGAUCUUCUCACAAGUGGCUUCGCUGUUUUAUUGAACAUGUGUUAAGCCACGACAACUAGCUGGACGCUUAUGCCGCUUAGACGGUUAGACAUCAUGUCCACGAUUAUUAACUUAAAGAGAAAUAAGCCACCAUAAUGCUGGGGUAAGGAUCGAACCCCUGACCUCAGAGGCCAAGGGGGAGCGCUCUACUCACUUGAGCUAACUCCUAUUCUUGAAGGAUAGCUCAUUUGGCUAGAGCUUUUCUUUUAAUUUUAGAAAAUCUUGGGAUCAAUUAUCAAUAUGUGUAGUAGCUCUUCAGUACCAAAAAAAAGUAGAUUGUUGUAUAUUAACUAGCUUAAUGGCCUGCCAAUCUGCCAUCACGGGCAAAGCAAAGAAGGGACCAAGGCCAAGGGUGGCCUUGGCCCUCCUCUCCCGAGUGUUUCAUUAUAUUGUUGUGAAAUUAGACGUUUGCUAUAUUUUUUUUAAA